Molecule: messenger RNA, 10059 nt
Organism: Haliotis rufescens (red abalone)
Lineage: Eukaryota; Metazoa; Mollusca; Gastropoda; Lepetellida; Haliotidae
Product: SNF-related serine/threonine-protein kinase-like
Exons: 6
Coding region: 145-3084 (979 amino acids)
Biological process (GO): microtubule cytoskeleton organization; intracellular signal transduction; protein phosphorylation
Cellular component (GO): cytoplasm
Molecular function (GO): tau-protein kinase activity; ATP binding; protein serine/threonine kinase activity
Source: RefSeq, a predicted model, not a curated record
UCCAAAAUGGCCGUCAAUGUGAUUCGAAAACGGGAGACAGUCGUUUAACGUGACGACAAAUCUGUAUUUGCCAAAAGGGUGAAGGGGUGAAAGCUAUUAGAACGCCCUAUAAAUGAGACCCAGUGAGUUUGAACGGCUGAUCAGAUGUCUAGAAUGGAAACAAGGAAACAGCGAGGCGAUUAUGAUGGUAAAAUCGCCGGUUUGUACGAUUUGGAGGACACAAUCGGACGAGGCCAUUUUGCUGUCGUAAAACUUGCAAGACAUGUAUUUACAGGCGAAAAAGUUGCGGUGAAAGUCAUCGAUAAGACAAAAUUGGAUGAAAUAUCUCGUUCACACUUAUUCCAGGAAGUACGAUGCAUGAAAUUGGUGCAACACCCCAAUGUUGUACGGUUGUACGAGGUGAUAGACACACAGACCAAGUUGUAUUUGAUAUUGGAGCUUGGGGAUGGAGGAGAUAUGUAUGAUUAUAUCAUGAAACAUGACGGCGGAUUGGAAGAAACUGCAGCAAGACGAUACUUUAGACAAAUAGUAGAAGCGAUAUCGUAUUGCCACCGACUCCACGUUGUUCACAGGGAUUUAAAACCCGAGAAUGUGGUGUUUUUUGAGAAACUGGGUCUGGUGAAAUUGACAGAUUUUGGAUUCAGUAAUAUGUUUAAUCCAGGGAAAAAGUUGGAGACAUCGUGUGGUUCACUUGCAUAUUCUGCUCCAGAAAUCCUUCUUGGAGAUUCAUAUGAUGCACCAGCAGUAGAUGUGUGGAGUCUGGGCGUGAUUCUCUACAUGCUGGUGUGUGGCUGUGCCCCCUUCCAAGAAGCUAAUGACAGUGAAACACUCACUAUGAUCAUGGACUGCAAGUUCAACAUCCCCGACCACAUCUCUAGUAGCUGUAGGGAACUGAUUCGUGGUAUGCUGAUACGCGAGCCAUCACGGAGACUGACCUUGGAUCAGAUCCUGCGGCAUGAAUGGGUGACUGUCGGCGGAGAGUACAACCCAGUGUUCUACAUGCCCCUCAUCUCACAUGAACACCUGACAGCUGAAGACCACACCUACGUCGUACAGCGCAUGGUUGAGGGGAAGAUUGCAUCCAAGGACGAGAUUGUCAGCUCUCUAGACAAAGAUUCGUACGAUCACAUCACUGCCACGUACUACCUGCUGGCCGAGCGUAAGCUGAAGAAACACCAGCAUGAGCUCCAGCAGGCUGCCAGUCAACUGCGGAAACAGUCCGCCCCUGGACACUCCCAGAAACCACACCUCGAACCACUGUCACUCUCACCUCGCAAGCAAAGAGAAGUGAAGAAGACUAAAACUGCCCCACUAGGUUGGGGCAUGGACGCAGACUCCCUCUCUAUAAGCCCUACUAUCUCCCAACCCAUGUCUGCUGACGGCAGUCUUAAUAGGCCAGUUUUUGUAAAGACUUUAACCUCAAGCAUGACACUUGACCGUAAAAGUAGCCAAAAGAAACGCCCAUCCAAAUCGGGUUCAAUCACUCCAGGUGAGGUGGGCUUACCAUCUCCAACUGAGAUCAAUCUAUUGUCAAAAUCAGAACCAGACGCUGAGAAUAUGAAAAAGAGCAUUUCAGUGUCUGCCAAAUUUUCCAAAAUUGCAAUCUUGAGUUCAUUCUUUGAACGAAAAGCUGCCGCGGCUGCAGGGAAGGGCCCCACCCCAGACCACAAAACUGGGUUUUUCCUACCCGGAGGUGCAAAGAAAGCAGACAAAGUACAAACAGAGCCAUCUGAUCAGAGGGAUGCAUUGAAGCCAACUUAUGUGCAGUCACUGGUGUCUCCGCCUGGCACCCAUCCCUCCCCAUCUGCAUCCCCCAAGCAUAAUGCAGCAAGCCCUGAGAAGCACUACAGGGUGAGGAAGUGCAGCCUAAUCAAGGAAGAGUCCCAGGAUUCACAAGAAGAUGGCUCGGACAUGGAUGUGGAGGAGCCAGGGAUGAUGAAGCCCAUCGCGUCCUGUAAUAGUCUCGAGAGUAUGGUCUCAGUGUCACGUUGCCAGCAGAGCUCAUCAAUGCUGGCCAUGUCAGGGCAGACCACAUCCCAGUCGAUGUCACUACAACAGACAACAUCCAUGCAGGUGGUGCCACAGUUGACUGUGACAAAGCAACCAUCUGUGCAGCAGACAACUUCAACAGGAAAAGAACUUGGUGCAACCCGAUGGCCAUUGAAGUCCGUCAACAGCUCUCCACAACUCCUGAAUCAGAUCUUUGAGGAAAAUGAAUCUGAUGAAGAAGAGGACUUUGUCCCCCAGAAGUUACACUCACCCCGCACAUUCGUCAGCAGCAUGGCGUCACCUGAAAUCCUGCGUAAGUAUGAGCAGCGGAAGAAACGCCGUGGAGCUGGUCAACGAGGUACAAGCUGUAGCAGUUCAGAUGCCAGUGAUACUGAUGAUACCGAGGGUAGGUCACGCAAGGAUAAAUUGAAGCACAAGUUUGUACAUCGCCGUGACAGCAGUGACCAUUCUAGUGAUACCGAUGGGCCAGGUGGACAUGGGGGAAACAUGGGAGGAGGGGCACACUUCAGUGGAGGAGGGGGGUCAUCUAGAGGAUCUCAGGGGGGUAACCGCAAAGAUUCAGGGAAGAAGGACAACUCUGGCAACCAAGGCUCAAAAGGUCAGGGUAGCCAGGGUUCCAAGCAGAAUCAAGCAAAUACCAGCAAUGGGGCCGAACUGAAUCUGAAAGCACUGACCAAGAAGUUGAGUCAGCUAAGUGUGAACUCUCUGUCAUCUAUGUCUAGUGUAGGGAGUGUUGGCAAUGGGAAUUGUGCAACAUCUGCCUCAUCAACAGCCCAGUGGACGAUAGGUAAUACUCCAAUACAAUACAUAGGGCGUACAGACUCUGAGCUAUAUGUCGAAGCCAAGUCCCUUCAGUUCAGUGAGCUCUCAGAGUACACUGACCAUGACCUUGGAGAUAGGUCAUCAGUAUGUUCGUCAGAUUGUGUUCUGAUGCAGCGUAAAGGUCACCGAGCACGCUCCAAGAUCACAACUGACAUCAACAGCAACGGUGUUCCGCCAAGCUACUGUAAGCCAGGAGGGGCUCAACAACUAUCUGUGAUGAAAGUGGAGUCAAAAUGUUGUUCCGUAGUUUGAAGUUUCUUGUUACGUAGAUAGUAUAUGUUAAGAUUUUUUGUGGCAAAGAGAAUGUACAUUUUGUAUGUAAUGUAUAGUUAAUACGUUUGCAGAAAUGCAAGACCUGACAUAUUCACAAGAGAAUACGACAGAGCGCAUGAGUGAGCCUACCAUGAGUUGGUCUUGUUAUAAGUAAUUGUAGCAGGAUGUCAAAUGAUGGUGUAUCUACUACUCAAGUUGAUAAUAUGGGAGAAAUUUUGAUUUGUUUCCAACAUGUUUAAUUGGCAUUUUGUGUCCUCAUUCUGUUCUAUUACAUCAACAAUUCUGGCUUUGAUAUCUUAAUCUUCCCAAAGUAAUGUCUUAACUGCACCUCUUGUACAAACUGUGUCCUUUUUUUUUUCAUGUACCAUGUUAUCAUUUGGGGAUCCGAGCUAACCAACAGUGUUUUAAAUUUUGAUGAAAGCCAAAUGUUUUAUUAAAUGUUUGUCUGUGUGUUAAAGUGUGUGUUGAUCGGGAGUCAGAUAAGAUUCUCUAGCUCAUCCUUUGUCACCCCCCAACAUGUCCAAAGCUCUUUCAAAGUGCUACUUUUAUGUCCAGAUAUUGCAAUAUACUCAUAAUUAUACACUGAACUUUUAACAUGGGUUUGGGCCAUAAUAGACUGACUGGUUGUUUUAACUCUGUUUUAUGACUAGACAAUUUUACAGCAUUUUAUUUCAUUGCAAGGGGUAUUUGACCUGAACAUACGUCCUGUUCCCAUAUAUAGGGCAACUUGUACAAGUCAAACUACAAUUGUACAUGGCGAUAGAGAUUGUCCACCCAACCAAGAAGUAAAUGUGUAGCCUCAGUAAAUUAAUCUACAGAAUGCUAUAUCUGAGCAUAUCUUAGGCUGCUUGCUAGAGGGAUGGUGUGGACAGGUUCUAUUGCUUAUGUAUUGUGUCUUUCAUGUAUGUCUGGGUGUGUUGAUGCAGUCAGUCAACGUGCAGGUGCCAAUGCCAAUGUGAUAGUCUCUGUAACUAUAGUAUUGUGUAGGAAGGGCAUUAAGAUGUGUCUGCGCAGUCUGUGGGUCAUCAGUGCAGUCCUGUAUCAGAAACACUGUCUGUGGUUGUAACAAGUCGCCAGGAUACUUAGCCAUGAUAGUUAUAUAUAGUAUCACAAGAAAUCCAUAACUGUAAGACACUGUGUAUUCACAUUCAAGGAUUAUUCCCUUCUACGUGUGGGGGUAGCCCAGCCGUCUAAGGCGACGCAAUUCGCUGUGCAGAGGUGUGUCUCUUGGGCACAUCAAGCUGACACGCUGUGAUAUAACUGGAAUAUUGUUCAAGACAGCGUUAAAUCCAACUCACUCACUCCUUCUACAUUUGUACAGUCUGAAAGUGUAUUUUUAUUUAUUCUCAAUGUAUCUAAAAUAUUUCUUUUGAGUCAAUUCUCAGUCUCUUUUGGCUUGGUAACUGUUACUAGAGUGUCAAUUUCAUGGUUCUAAAAUUUAUUACAUCACAGGUGUCAAUGUCCCGAGAAAUAAUAUAUAUUUUGAUGCUGGUGUUUUUAAGAGUCGUCUUGCAAGUGUGGCUUGUUACAUCCUUAGUCUGCAAUUGUAUCUGAGAUUGCAUUGAUGGGACACAGCGUUAUGUGCAGUCUAGCCUAACCCUAUCCGUGUUGCAUGCAUAAUUCACUGAAUCCUGCCUUCAGUUGACCAUCACACGAUUUGUCCCACUGUAACCUGAGCUCUCCUGUUGUGUACAACUAGUCCUGUAUUCUCCCCAGGUUGUACAGCAUGCUGUUCUCUCCUCUGCAGUUACGGAAUGUAAGAUGACAGUGUAGUUGUAAUAACUUGUUACAAGUAACAAGAUUUAUUGAAACAAGUGGGCUAUUGGUCCUUUCUUCCAAAGAAAAGGAUUUACUACGUACAAUGAAACCUCAUUAAGUCAAACACCGAUGAAACAGUUUGGUCCCAGCUGCUCCCAAUCAGCACUUUGGGGUAACAUCAGCUUUCAGUUAGAACCGUGGCUAAGUUGAUGUGUUUGCCAUGUCUCAAAGUCUAUGAGUUUAUGAGGUUUCACCAUUUGAAGACAAAACUCUCUUUGUGUGUAACUCACUGAAGUUUCUCAAAUGGUAAGAUUUACUGGUAGUCGUCUUUUGAUGUCAUUGAUGUAUUCAUAUGACCCUUUCCUCAUUAUUAAUCCUACAUAUUAGUACAACUAGCACUAAAACGGACAUGAUGGAACCAUAAAGAACCAUUGUCUAGUCAUAUAUGACGUUCAAGGACAUUAUGAACUUAUUUCCAGUCACUGCCAUCAUUGGGACAAACCUUGAAGAAUGAAGAUACAUGCUUUCCCUCUUCUAAUACCACCCGCUAGAUACUAACCACUUGUAGAUCCUGUUUAAUAUGUAUAUAGAGGUGAUGACAACUAAUAUAUUGACUUGUUGGAGUAGUGCUGUGUGUGGUGUAUGUGGUGUGAAGUCUUCCCCAGUUUGUAUCUUGACACAUAAAGAGUAUGUCAGGCUCUUGUUUCCCUUGUCACAUUAUUACAUUGAACUUUGUUUGUCAGGUAGCAUCUAGUUGCAGUUUCUGUGAAUUAUGUGUGUAUGAAUAGCUUCUUGACAAACAGGUGCUUUGUGUCAUAACAUGUCUUGCACAGGCAGUAAAAGAUUCUGUGUUGCCAGGAGCAUGACCGAACCAGUUGUUGCUACCUGCCAACUGUUUUACUUCUUAUCAAAUGCUCUCACCCUCUUUCUUAAAAGAGUUGAAACAAUAGUAACAUAAUCGGAUUAUAGAAUAGUUUUUCUGUCAACUUACAAUACUGUUAUCUUCAAGAGCUAUGUAAUCAUACCACUAGUACAUAACACAAUCUGUAUGUGUGUGGCUCUUUCGUUAAGGGUUGUACUCUUAACAGAAGUAUUUUAUAAGCUCAGGGGGUCAUUACGGUAUUGUAGAGAACAGCUGGACCUGUUUCAUAGCAUUCAACAUGACGAUACUGCAGGGUUUGUAUUGACCUGCACUUUGGUUGUCCUGCUAAUGAACAUGACAUGACUUGGCAUGUAUGAUCCAUGUAUGUAGAAGGUAAUUUAUUCGUGAUGGUUUUCAUGGAAACAUCACAUAAAUGAACAGCUCUUGGACUUAGACAUUGAAGUGUAAUGACUAUUUAUUACCCUUAGGGUUAGAAAUAACUGAGUUCAUAAAAGUUGUAUGUGCACUAGUGCAAAUAUCGCUGUAUGGGCACCACUGUAUUGUUUACGUCUCCCAGACGGCAUUGUUGACAUCAUUCAAAUCAUAUUGUGACGUAAGGUCAAAAUGACGCCACACCAGAGACGUCAUACCUGAAGAUUGUUGACGUCAUUCAACAAUUGUGGUUUACUAUGUCGGCAGUCGUGAUCAGUGCAUUUUUCUAAGAAGGAGCUCAAAUAAUGGGUAACAAAGAAAUUAUUACACUCACAUGUGUGCCAUACUGAUUUUAUGAACUUGUGUAAGAAUUUGUGUAUUGCCCUCACUCUUGCUCUGGAAAUACAAGAAAUCUCACACUCGAUUCGUUUGGUAAGAUCAGUAUGCACAUGCACAUAUAUUAAUCUUUUUAUACACAAUGAUACAGGUUGUGUUAGGUUUACACAUUUGUAACUAUGUAGUUUAUCACUUUAUCACAAUCACUGUCUGUGGAUCUGUAAUGUCAUCACUUUAAUCGUAGUGUUUAUUGUAACCAGCCCCACACUUAAGACUUCAUCAGAUUCCUCUCGACACACUCAUAAACAAUUGGGCCCACAAAACAAUUAGAAACAUAAUUCACAUCACAACUAAAGGCGCCAACUGGUCCAAAUUUACAGUAUUCUGAACUGACUUGAUUCUGUUAGCUUUAGGUGACUGGGACAAGUGACCAUAACAUCCUACAUCUUUCACAUGUCCUGUGAAUAUUAAGCAAUUUGAAUGUUCACCUUCUGUUCAUAGUUGAACUCCAGGUGUUCUUUUCAGACUGGUUGCAACAACUAUAGCAACCUUAUUUCUCGAUAUCAAUUUGUCCUUCCAUUGUGGAGUACGUUAGCCACUUUGUUGCAAUGGUGUUAGAGCUGAUGCUUCCUAUCUCUAUGAGAAAGUGAUAUUUGUGAAGUUGUGUAAAUGUUCUGUGUAACCUCAAUGCUGGCGUUGAGGCUUGUAGAUGCUGUAGAUCUGUGUUUCACCAUGGUUAUUGUGUUGCCAGGGUUACUAUGAAAACUAUGGUUAAGUGCAUGUACAUAGUUUACAUAGACUACAAUGGUGUCAUUGUAUGUGUAGGGUUGUCUCCCUUGUCACGUGUCAAAUGUACUCUUUAUUUAUUUUGGUAGAUUUGUGUAAUCAUUUCAUAACUCAUAAGAUUCAUUUUAUGUUCAAAAUUCAGUUUUCCCAGAAUAAUACAGAUAAAUAUUAUGUGUCAUAUGAGGGGCAUUGCUGUAUUAGCAUUUUGAGGCUGUCAUAUAUGACAGCUGUAACACACUUAUCAGGGUCACUGUAAUCCCUCUACAGUGUUCUGUUGCAUGUCUUGUGUACUUUACACUGUAAUAUUAUUGUAACCAUGUGUUAUUUUGAUGAUUACACUUACUUAUCCUUGAUUCUAUGUGAAUUGAACUAAUGCUUGGAACAUGAAAAUGUUAGACUGAUUACCAUCAAAGGAGGUCCUGAAGGCAUUGUGUAGAUUAUCUUUGAACUCGUAUCCACAUGUAGGUUUAUUGGAGUUAAGCAAGGUUGUAAGAGAAUCAUGUCACCUUGCAUUUCUCAUACUUACCGGUACUCGUAGAUCACCAAGUUUAGUUUUCCUAUAUUUUGUACCUUGUAUGUAAAGUAGCCAUCUAUCAAAGUUGUUGCUCUUACGAACCAAAUGAGAAUAUUUUGGUUAAGAAUUUGUAAUACUUAUAUGCAUACAUCAUCAUGAUCAUUUAUGGUUUACAAAUCGGCAUAAACGUGAUGGUAAUACAGUUUGGUAGAAAAUUGCAUGAAAGCAAUGUCCCAGAUCCCCCAAAAGAAUGAUUACACAGCAAUUUGAAUAUUUCUUUGUCAGAAUGUCUGCCUCUUUUUUCCCCUGAAAUUAUUAGGACAACAUGCGUUUGUAAUGAUCCUUUGUAAUGCACAAAUUUGCAAUAAAGACCUUUGGCUAGUGGAGAAAAAUACUCUGUUAAGUGUUAAUGCCAUGGCAAAUGGAUUGUUUGUUACAGAGUAGAUGAAUAUGUUUAUGAUGCUUCUAGCAAGAGAAAAGUAGUUUCAUUUAUAAACAAAUAUAUUCAAAAGACAUUCUGACUAAUAGUUGUUCUGGCCUUAUUCAUCUGUUGGAAGUCAAUCCUUGCUAAUGGUUAUCCAGUGAAAACAAUGCAUAGUCAUUGGUAUGUGUUAAAUAAAAAUAUAUCUGGGACUUUUUCUGGGGAUUGAGUUGUUUUAGUCUAAGGUAGCUUCUUAAAGGCUGAUAAAGGUUCAUAAGCUUCAGGGACUUGUGCUCAGGGCAAGAGGACCAAUGAGGUGGGAUAAAGGGCUAUUAAUCUUGAGCAAAACUUACAUGAUGGAUAAGCAGUUCUGCUUGAUAAGUGUCUAAAAACUGCCAUUAGCUGGUCUAGUAUUUUAAUCAUAAUAAGAAACAAAAUUGUUUCAGUAUAUGAUAAUAGGUAAUUGUCUUAAACCUUAUGUAUAAUGUUACAUUGUUGUACAAAGAUCAUUGACUUCUGUGUGUUGCUGUUAUGGGUGAAGUCCCACAUGUUAUGUACAUUGACCUGUGUAUAUAGACCUGUAUCUAUUCUGCAGCCCAGCACUGGCUAUGCUCAUGCAUGAGUUAUAGAAGAGUUAAGUAAGGCAGCAUGUGGACCGCAAUGGAGGUUGGGCAGAGGAGCUAGGCGAUUAUUUAUGUGCCAAACAAUGGGAUUGGGACUGUUUCCUGCAAGCAUGGCUGAUGGGAGGACGUUGUUGUAGGUUCUGACCUACUGUACAAUUCUGCUUAAUCAAUGGUUGUAGUUAGUUCUGAACUUCCACACUCCUAUGUCGGAAUGGAUGUAGUUAGUUCUGACCUACUGUUUGGAUGGAUGUAGUCAGUUCUGAUCUUCUCUGCAACAUCAGCUCAGUUGAUGAAUUUGGUUAAUUCUAAAUCCAUGUUACAGAGGUUUGUGGUGGUUAAUCAAUUCUCAACAUUGUAUCAGUAUUGUGGGUUGUCAAGUUGAUUCAGGCCUUCAGGAUGACCCUGUUGCAGAGGAUUAACAUACAUUUAGUACCUACCACAGACCCUGACAAUGGUGGAUGUACUUCGUUCAGAACUUCCAUAAAACACAAGGCCGGGGAUCCAUUCAACCCUGAUAUAAGGUUGCAAGUUGAUUCGGUCAGGACUUACAACACCUUCAAUGCAUAAUUGUACAGCUAAUACUGUGAGUAUCAUGGGUUGGGUGUUAUGAAGGGGUCGAGUAGGUUAGACUUUCCAUAGUCUGUGAUAGGGAAUAUCUCAGAGCAGGUGUUGAAAAAUUCAGAAAGAAAAUCAGUGACAAGGUUUUGCCUUAGGAACUGUUACUCAUCUAAAUGUUGAUGCAGGAAUCCUAAUAAAUCUUGAGCUUCAAAGUGUACUUAUUUCUAGUACAGAGGGAUAAGUUCCUGAAUCUUGAGAGCAAAAGUACUCACCAAUCCGCAUCUAUGGAAAUGUUUGGCGGGACUGAAUUCAUCAGGCAUGUCCACCAGGCCUGGUAUCAUUUUAACCAUGUCAUGUAUGGCUACACUGAGUGUUUAUCAUUCUUUGUCAUAAACAUUUUAUUCCUAACAGUGUUACCAGAUUAUCGUCUGUGAUGUUUCUACACAAACUGUGGUAAGGUUCUUACAGUCAGGUGUCUAUUUAAGAGAACAUUUUAACCCUUACAGUGUUAGAGAACAUUGCUUGUGUCUAACCUGUCAUUUUAUCCCUAGCCGUGGUACAGUUUUCCUUCUCAGGCCCCUCAUUUAACUAACGGAACAUUUUAUCAUUAGCAGCCCUCAACUGUGUACAGGCAAUUGUGAAUAAAAGCUGUGUCAGAACCUUU